CCAGAAUUGGUUACCAGGAGGCCACUAGGUGAGCGACUUGGGGGAGAGGGGGAGGAACUGGCGGUGUCAACGGUCCUCCUACAUCCCUCCUAAAGGUGCAGAUCUGAGAUCGAGCCCCUAAAGAGUAACCUUCAAUCUCUCAAACUGGAAUCCCCUGCCAAGAUGGAGAGGACGAGCCAGAGCUCAUUGAAGUUGUCCCCAGGCAAUCUAAUAGGAGAGAAAGACAUCCUUCAACUGCAGGAAGUUCAGCAGGGGCUUGACCACCCCAGAGAAGACAGGUCCGUGGGGCUGGAUUCUGGAGCCCUGCCUGCUGAAGCCCUUUCUGCUGCAACAGACUUAGACCCACAGAUUUCUCAAAUGGAGGAUCUCCAAGCUUUUGAUAGAGCUCCUGCUGGGAUGAGAGGAGACCCUUUGGAGCCUUGCCGAUCCACCAAUGAGAAUGCAGAGCCACUCCAGUCUCCCAUCCUCUGGCACUGCCCUGAUGGAAGCUUUGUCAAGAGGAUCAUGGUUCAGGGCCAGGGCUUGGAUAAACCCAAAGGGGGCUCCCAAUGCCAGGUUUUAGUAUCUGGGCUUCCCCCUGGAGUGGGUCUGCCUGAAGGCUGGACAGAACUAACUGUGGGAUCAGGACCAUGGAGAGAUAGUCCCUGGGGAGAAGUGUUGGAGAAAUGCCUAGAAACCAUGUGUUCAGGUGAACAGGCAGAACUCUUGCUCCCUGGUGGAGCUGAACCCCCUGCCUUGAUCACUCUGGCCUCCUUCACCUUGGGCAAGGAUUCUUGGGAGUUGUCAGCCAGGGAAAAAGAAGAGCUAGCUUCAGAGGAGCGAGCUAGGGGCACAGAAUUGUUCAGAGCUGGGAACCCCGAGGCAGCUGCUAGGUGCUAUGGCCGAGCUCUCCGGCUGCUGCUGACUCUUCCCCCACCUGGCCCUCCAGACCGAACCAUACUUCAUGCCAAUCUAGCUGCCUGCCAGUUACAACUAGGGCAGCCUACCUUGGCAGCUCAGAGCUGUGAUCGAGUACUAGAACGAGACCCAAGACAUGUGAAGGCACUCUACAGAAGGGGAGUGGCCCGGGCUGCCUUUGGGGAACUGGAUGGAGCUGCUGCUGACUUACGGAGGGUGCUGGAGGUGGAACCAGGAAACCGGGCUGCCAGAGAGGAGUUGGGGAGGGUGGUGAUCAGGGGGAGAGAACAGGAUGCAGGGCUGGCUCGGGGGCUUCGAAAGAUGUUUGGCUAAUUAAAAAUCAGAACUUAAAAGAGAGAACAAAAAUGAUGUGAUUUGUGGUCUAUAUUGUUAGGGAGAAGGCUUUGGAGUCACAUGGAUUUAGAAGAGAAAGGGAUUGUUGGGUUUCACUUCAUAUCGGAUUCUUCUACUUGCUGACCUGGAAAAAUAGUUUCCCUGGCCUUCAGCUUCCAUUCUUUCCUUUCACUUUGUGUUCUGGCCUCAUUUUCCUCCCUUCACAAUCUUGAGCCUGUGGUUGACCAGUUCAGUGAUAUACUACUAAUUUCUACUUGAAUCAUUGCCACUCCUGAUUUGCUACUCCCUAGCUCUGGGUUCAUCUCAUCAUCUGUCUACUGCUAAUUAUAUGUUCAGUACUGAGAUUGAGCCCUGCAAAUUUAUAUUAUCUAAUUUGAUCUCAACUGAACCCUCACUGCUCUACUGCAAUCCUUUAUUUAUCCAUCUUACAAUGGCUAUAUGGCUAUUUCACUAUUUCUCAGACUCUCUAUUCUAGACCAACACUGGUUUGUUCAUGCUAUAGCCUUGCUUAAAAUAUCUUCAGUGAAAGUACAAACUCCUUAGCUUGGCAUUUAAAUCCUUCAAGAAUCUGGCUUCACUAACAUUUCUGGACUUUAUAUUACU
Molecule: messenger RNA, 1854 nt
Organism: Dromiciops gliroides (monito del monte)
Lineage: Eukaryota; Metazoa; Chordata; Mammalia; Microbiotheria; Microbiotheriidae
Gene: FKBPL
Product: FKBP prolyl isomerase like
Exons: 2
Coding region: 163-1230 (355 amino acids)
Molecular function (GO): protein binding
Source: RefSeq, a predicted model, not a curated record